This is a messenger RNA of Colletotrichum acutatum, 936 nucleotides long. RefSeq lists its product as uncharacterized. The coding region runs from base 83 to 478 and encodes 131 amino acids. The record is from RefSeq and is a predicted model, not a curated record. The transcript has a single exon. NCBI's taxonomy places the organism in Eukaryota, Fungi, Ascomycota, Sordariomycetes, Glomerellales, Glomerellaceae.
CGCGGGCGGACCGGCAUUGGGUGGCCCUUGCAUACGUUGGGUUGCUUUUUUGGAAUGGGAAUACCCAUGGUGCUAUGGUGCUAUGGGUGAUGCCUACCUGACUGCCGCCCACAUCCCGAGGGGGGAGCCGACUCCACGCAGCGUUAACAAUGUGCUUACGACGUCUUUCUCAAUUAUUAUUUUUUUGCUGCGCGCGGCGCAAUGCUGUGGAAUUCUAAUGAGGCUCAAGCGGGCCCAACGGGGAUGCUGCUCCGGUUCCUUUUUGGCUUCGAUCUUUGUCCCAUUUUGGCUCAUUUGGGGGACCGCUGGAAAUUGUACAAGGGACGGGAUGGAGCUUUGUGUUUUUGCGCUCGGGUGGCCGCGUUUGUUGUCUCAUCGUCGCCGGAAGCCGUUUGGCUUGUUUGUGAUUGCAGAGUGUCAUUCAACGCGGUAUGAUGCGUGGCCUGGUCUUAGGUCAUUGCAUUUCAUUCCAUCAUGACAGACGACAGGUGGGAUCUCGGUAGUGUUAUGGCCGCUCCGAAUCAUGAAAUUUUGUUGAAGGCUCGAGAAUGAGAUCCUACUACCUAUUCUAAGGCAUUAUACGCUGUCCGGGCUCGACAUCCUGACUUGGCCGCGAAGUAAAGAUACGAGUACAGCCGGCCUCGUGGAUAUAGAUGAUGGUAGAAAAGACUAAAUUUCAGGAAUUAAGCUUGUCAGUAGAGAUAGAUGGCACACUAGUUCCCGAGAUACGUUAUAGCCUGGGACGACAUCUAGAGAAAAAUAACGUCGGUUGCACCGAGUUCAAAAGAUGGUAAUAUCAGAGUUCAUGCUCAAAGUCACCUCAAGCCUUACCGAAGUUGCGGUACUGACACACUGAGUGCACAGCACAUGGUGUGGAGCAGAUGCGAUCGUCGACCUCUCGUCUCGUAGCACCUUACCCAGUCUCAUCAUCGUAGC